This is a messenger RNA of Sinocyclocheilus grahami, 2016 nucleotides long. RefSeq names its product interleukin-17 receptor A-like. The transcript has 10 exons. Gene Ontology annotation, molecular function: interleukin-17 receptor activity. Lineage: Eukaryota; Metazoa; Chordata; Actinopteri; Cypriniformes; Cyprinidae. The record is from RefSeq and is a predicted model, not a curated record. The coding region runs from base 1 to 1938 and encodes 645 amino acids.
AUGAAAAUCUCACCCCUGCAUCUCAUUGAACUCCCUCCGAUGGAAUGUUCUCAAGAGGGAGUAAAAUGCAAGAUUGAAGUAGAUAACUGUUCAGAUGAGGGUUUGGUGGUGCCAAGAUACAAAGCCCCAAGGUUUCCUAAUGUAACUGCAAAGGUAGCAGCCAAGAAAGAUGACAGUGGACAGUUUGCACCAGUCCUAUACAUUACAUGGAGCCAGUUACCGGAUGGGAGUAUAUUGACUCUCAUAGGGACUGAAGUGCUUGUGGUUGAAAUGUCGACAAAUCACAGCGUUUGUGUUCGUUACAUUUUCCAUGACACACUAUCGUGUACAACAAACCCAGGACUGGGCAGGUGGACAUUUUCUUUGGACAGAAUUGUGCUCAUCCCCAACUUUAAAUACCAGGUUUUUGUAACUAACUUACCAAAGCCAGACACAGGGAGCUAUACAACAAUAACCAACAUCAUAGUUCCAGAUCGCAUUUGGGAUACGAAGGUAGAAUGGUCAGUGCGAAAAGAUAAAGAAAACGGUGACUUGGUGAUAACAAUAGAAUUUGAACCAGAAGAGUUCUCUGACCAAUACAAAGUCUCCAUCUGCAGUCCUGACCUUCAACCAGAACCGUUUCACAUUGUCAUAAAGGAUAACGAGCCAUUUCUGAAUGUUAAUUUCACGCUGGAAGCAUGUCGGAUAAAUCACUGCAAUUUGGAAUUGGUGAUUCAGCCACUGUCUGUUCAAAGCAUGAAUACCUGUCUGGAAUACAGAAGGAAAUUUGAUAUCUGUCCCUUUCUUCCAGGUGCUCCUGUUUCUUUUAUCAUUUUGGCGACACUGGGGCUGUUGUUGGCUUCAUUGGCAGCUGCUGUUUGCAUUUUUGGCUGUAUUGUAUUUUUGAAGAACAAGGAUUUACAUAAAGAAACGCCCUCCUCAGACAGCUCAACAUGUGCAAAGGGUAAACUAGAGUGGAAUCCCAUUCACGAGCCUAAAAGGGUCAUCAUCAUCUACUCUCUGGACCACCCCCUGUACAAAGAAGUCAUCUUGAAGUUAUGUGCCUUCAUGAGGGCUAAAUGUGGCACAGACGUCACUCUAGAUCUCCUGGACUCCGCCUGGCUCAGCACAAUCGGCAGAAUUCAGUGGCUGGAUAUGCAAAGGGAACGAAUCUCCAAGUCCUCAGAUAAAGUCCUGAUCUUGUGCUCUCCAGGCGUAAAUGCCAAGUGGAAGGCCAUGUGCGGUGAGCACAAAGUGAGACUCAAGGAGGAUGAACAUUCCCCCAUAGGAGACAUGCUCACGCCGGCUCUGAGCCUCAUUAUACCGGAUUUUGUUCAUGCUUCAUCUUUCCACAAGUACAUGCUGGCUUAUUUUGAUGACGUGUGCAGUGAGGUUGACGUUCCAGCACCAUUCAACGUCGUGGUGAAGUACAAACUCAUGAAGCACUUUGAAGAACUUUACUUCCGAAUACUAGACAUGGAAAAACAUGAGCCGGGACAGAUUAAGUGCAUUGAAGGCGUCAGGGAGAAUGAUUACUUCAACUGUCCAUCAGGACGAGGACUUCGGGAUGCUAUUGAAGCUUUUAAAAAUUACCAGCUGAAGAAUCCAAAUUGGUUUGAAAUGGAGCUUUUGGACACUGAUGAUGAAGAAGAGGAAGCCAUCUUGGAGUCAACGUUCCCUACAGACAUUAACUAUAGCUCUGUGACUGAAUGCUAUCAGCUGUUUGAAGAGCAUAAUGCUCAUACAUUUGUCAGUAUGAUUAAGUAUCACAAUGAUGAACAUGUUUUAAAGUCUUCGAUCGCAGAGACAGCCAUAAUACUGAGCGAGAAUUCUUCAGUUCUUACCACAGAUGUGCAUUACAGUGGCUCAGUACAGAGUAGCAUUACAGCUAUUGAUGUAAAAGGUUUACCAGCAACUAAACCUGUGGCACAACAUGCUUUAUGCUUACAGGCUCUGUGAAAAUGUCUGAUUUAAGCUUGACAUCAUCAGUCUACUGUAGCUAUUACAUUUCUAUUCUGCUAUAUAUUAUAAUUUCCU